This is a messenger RNA of Gasterosteus aculeatus aculeatus (three-spined stickleback), 1773 nucleotides long. Its product is annotated as interleukin-2 receptor subunit beta-like. Gene Ontology annotation, cellular component: membrane; external side of plasma membrane. The record is from RefSeq and is a predicted model, not a curated record. Lineage: Eukaryota; Metazoa; Chordata; Actinopteri; Perciformes; Gasterosteidae. Gene Ontology annotation, molecular function: cytokine receptor activity; protein binding. Gene Ontology annotation, biological process: immunoglobulin mediated immune response; cytokine-mediated signaling pathway.
UCUCCACAAAGGUGACAUGCAGCCAUGAAGUGUCAGCAGCUCCUGUUGCUGUGGUGCUGCUCCAGCAUCCCAGAACUCACGCGCUGCAUCGCAGUUGGUGGAUUCUUGUGCGUGACGGCCUAUUGGGACACAAUUUCUUGUUUCUUGAACAUCACUGGUGAUCCUGUUGAGUCCAACACCAUCUACAACCUGACAUUCAAAAGUGUGGGUCCAGGCAAAGGGGAAUCCUGUCCGCUUCGGAGGAUGAAUGACAGCUACAGCUGUUUCUGCAAAAUACAUAGUAGAAACACCUUCGCAAAUUAUAAUAAAUAUGACAUAACACUUUGCCAUUCGUCUGUCUGUUACACUGUAACAAAGGGAUUUACACCACAUCUGAACAUCCAGCUGACGCCACCGCAUCAACCUGAGGUGCAGGAAACACCGGAGGCCGUCAACGUCACUUGGAAAAGUGGGUACGAAAGACAUCACUACCUCAAAGAACUUGACUACAUGCUCCAACUUGAGACGUCUGAAAGCACAGAAGCCAAAACCUCUCAACUCAAUUCACUCAAUAAAUCUCUGUUGAUUUUAAUGUCGGAAUUAAAACGUCACGCUACAUAUUGCGUUAAAGUGAGAUCUAAACCGAAGUCAAGGGAGUAUAAAGGGAUCUGGAGUGAGUGGAGUCCAACGACGUGCUGGAAAAAUGGAGAAGAAGACGAAGAAGAAGAAGACGAAGAUAAUAAGUUAUUCAUUUUGAUCAAAUCUCUGGGCCCCGUGUGUCUGGCUGUCGGGGUCAUGCUGUUUGUACUCAACAAACCUGCUAUAAGAAAGAAGAUACAAAUUCUGUCCCAGACACCGACACCGGCUCCUUUCUUCCAACCUUUAUUUCAACAACAUGGAGGCGAUCUCAAGGAAUGGCUUCAGCCCCAAGGCAAAUUCGCGCUGACAUACAAAACCGAGGAGAUGCUGACAACCGAUGCUGUGAUUGUUGAGCCUAAACCGGUUACAAAGGACCCAGAGGAGCACCGGGUCUUCUUCAACCCGAUGACACACCUGGCCCUGGCUCAGUGCCAUACCUCCUACGUAGGCUUACCCGGGGUACACGAGGCCACGCCGCCGUUAGCCAUGGCCUGUCCAGUGGGAACGCCUUACACUCGGCUCCAUUGCUCCGCCUGGGGUGUUGCCGCUGAAGAGGCAGAAGUCGUCUCCGCUCUACCUCAAGAUUUCCUCAACAUCAGCAGCGAAGACUCCGGCUGCAGCUGUGCGGAUCCGACCCAAAGCCCAGAGUGCAGCUUACCGAGCAGUCCCGUUGAUGACUGUCCCCCACCAUCUAUCUGCGUUGAUUACUGCAUUCUCAACAAAACAGCAGCAGGAUUUGUUCCUGUUUUACUCUCCCAAGGAGGCAGCCUAGAUGUUCCAUCUAAUUCCCUGCAAGAGGAAUAAGAAACGGCCCGUUGGUUCGGAAGAUUUCAAAACCUCAAUCACAAUAUUCUAUUGAGUGGUACCAAGCAGGCAUGCGCUCUCAUGUGCUGUAGGUCACGUGUUCCAAGUAGCACAUUUCCAUUGGCUACCUCGGUGUCAUGUUGAAGAGUAUGUUUUUGGUUUACUUAGUAUUUUUGUCCCUGUUUGCCUGUAGGCAUUGAGAUUAGGUAAAUAAGGUCUUCCGAUUUUGGACGUCUGCGUUCAUGUCCUCCAUGUACUUACUUGCAUGAAUGCUUAUGCUUAUUUGUUAAACGCUUACCUUGCAUUUGUAAAUAGUGAUUUGGGGCUGUACUAAAGUUGAAAUUCCACCAA